Sphaeroforma arctica JP610 is the source of this 2651-nucleotide messenger RNA. RefSeq lists its product as hypothetical. The coding region runs from base 20 to 1726 and encodes 568 amino acids. NCBI's taxonomy places the organism in Eukaryota, Ichthyosporea, Ichthyophonida. The transcript has 9 exons. Gene Ontology annotation, molecular function: protein binding. The record is from RefSeq and is a predicted model, not a curated record.
CACCACAGUCUACGGCACCAUGAUGAACUCGUGCGCCUUAAAACGCGAGUCAGAGCGCGCACUGGAGUUGUUCAUGGAGAUGCAGGAGAAACAGUUACCACUGUGUGAACACACCUUUACCUCGCUCAUCCGGGCCACCUCAGUGCGUGCGGAUAUGCACGAGCGUACGUUUGAGCUCAUGGCGUUGUACCUUGCUAGCGGACACUUGCCGUCGGAGAUGCUGAUGUGCAAUGUGCUGUAUAGUUGCGCUCAGGCGGGCAAUGUGCGAUCCGCGCAUCAGAUAUGGAACAGAUUGUCGGAUGCUGAUCCAUACAAUCUCUAUGCCAUGCAGCCGUCACGACGCAUGUACACGCAGCUGUUGAAGGUGUACACCCGAGCCAUUCGUCACGAGGCGCCCUUAGCACUCGCACGUGCGACGUCAGCAGAACACAGGAUGCUCUCUUACAAAGAUUUGGGUCGCAUUGUCAUGGAGGAUGCCGGUGAUCUGGGCGAGCUAGCCGAGCUCACACGUGAAGAUAAGGCAUUGAAGGACGCCCAAGAUCUAUUGGAGAAGGAGAAGGUGAACGCAAGUAGCGGGUCGGCAGUCACAGAUCCAUCUGCUACACAACUAUCACUCAAUCCCAAGCCAAACGUCGCGAGUCUGCUCAAAUUCGUCGAUACCGCUGUAUCUCGCAUGAAAGCUGAUGGAUCUGGUCAUGACAUCUACUCGGUCAACGCCCUCAUAGAGGCGUACUCAUGGAGUUACCAAUUGGACAAGUCACUGGACCUACUGCGAAAUCUCGAGGCCUUGACAGGUGUUAAACCAAACACCGAGUGCUAUCGCGCGGUGAUUUCCUGUGCUGUUGCUCUGAAGCGUAUGAACACAGCCUUCGAUCUCUACGAAGAGUAUUUGGAAAAGAGGAUAGCUCCUGUACCUUUCGGCCAAGACCCUUAUGCAAAAGAUGCAUGGGACAGAGUCCCAUUCGUUUCGGCAGAGAAAUCGGACACGACCUCUGGCUCGAACACGGACACUGGGGAGUCAACACUGGCCACCACCACGCAGUCCAACAAGAAACGUGUGGUGCAGAAAGGAGCCCAUACAGAUGUGCGGUGUACGCCUGGCUACUUGAAAAUGCACCUAUCGUUGAUUAAUGGAUGCGCAGAGGCCGGUGCGUUCCAGAAAGCGGUGGAAUUGGUGCAACACCUGUGCGACAAUCGGGGAACCCCUAAACCUAACUAUAUGAUGAAGCUCCGAAAACUCGCCUUUGAGAUGGACGCCACCGAAUACUGGGAUCAGGCCAAGGCGUUGUGUCUCAAGAACGACCUGGAUAACGACUGGGCUGUGACGGAUAUCCGAUACAAGGACGCGUUUAAGAAAUGGAAACCCCCGAAGCUGAAGUUCUACGAGAAACGCCAACAAAUGCCGGGUCAUUAUUCCGACCUUGCAUGGGAGCUGAAUCCAAAGCCGGAAAAAGAUCCAAACAUCGAACCCCGAAGACAAAGAGAAAGAGUGGAAAGACGUUUGAAUCCAAGCGUAGGCUCGAGUCCGUAUGGAAGCAACGGCGGGAAAUCGCGUGGAAACUCAUCCACCAAAUCCGGUCCGAGAGCGUACGGUAGGACUACUACCAAGGGGCCGUACGAGAAAUCUGGCAGAAACGCGAAGGAUAAGAAGGGCCGGUCAUCGAGUGCGAAGGAGCGCAAGAAGCGGGACGCCAGCUUAACCGCCUAUGAACGGACUGUGCGGUAGUAUAGUGCUUAGGCACGAACUGACGUGCCUUCAAAGGGAUGUUUGGACGUUUGAACGUUUACAGCUGUGCGUAUGGAGGUAAGGGGAAUCAGUUGCCUUUGGCAGAAUGAUGCAACUGCACAUAGGAAACGUAUAGUUGCCGACAGACGGCCGCACUGGUACACAAGGAAAUCGACAACAGUGCAGGCGAGGCAAUGGUGCCGGGCCGCACCCCUCCUAUCUCAAUCGUGCAUAGUAAAAAUUGAUAAACAAUACGUCUGUCGUUCACCCCAGUGAAACCCAAACUGAAGUUGCAUCGACAAAUUGCUUCGUGCAUGAAAUGAAGCCAGCACCAAGACCCGUUAUCUGGGAUUACGAACGAGCCGGAUUUACUCGUGAGCGGUGCGGCUGAUGUGGCGUUCUCGGCUUUUUGUUUGUCACGGUGUAGAUUGGUUAUAGACUUACCCCGCAGACUGGCACUCUAGAGAUCGAAGAACACGCGAGGAUUCUGCUGUAUCUUUGGAUUGAGUGGAGUACGCGGUAUUCGGUCGGAUUACAAACCAUCUUCAGCAUGUUGACGGGACUGCCGGAUGCUGGUCACGGGCAACAGUACGUUCGCUCUGUAUAUAGAGAGGUAGAUGGAGCCACCUUAUGACUAUCACAAGCGGAGUUUUCUAAUCGUCUCCUGAGCCCUGAGGAGGUAUCGAGAAUUCAACCGUGAGUUUCAUGCCAUACCCUAUUCGGAUUUGAUCAUAUUUGACGUGCCCGCCUUUCCAGGCCAUCGUCGAGGAACGAACGAUAGAGAAGUGUUAUGAUAUGGACACUCGGGGCUGGGAUGAAAAAAACAACAACAUUCAACUGCUGGACUAAAUUGAAAGUAGCUUUUGUCAAACUUUCCUAAAUGUGAUUAAAAUAAUUAAAGAAAAGGAUCAGAGACUGGAGAGAA